AAUAUGUUGGAUAAUUGAGCAUUAUGAACAAAGAGAAUACAAGGAAAUUGAAGGAAUGGAAAUGAAUAUUAACUUAACACAAAUACCAGAAUUUAAUUGUACCGAGGACUCGUUUGAAUUAAACAUACUAAUAGUCAAUAAAUUGGGUGACCAAAUGUCAUCUAAUUGGUAUCUUGUUGACCAGCGACAAUUGGAAGAUAUAAAAUUCCCAAUAUAUUGGGUUUAUUUUUAUGGAGAAAGAAGCGACGCCAAGAAAACAAGAACAAAAACAUUAAAACACAUUCUGAAGUAAAAACCCCACUAAUUCCAAUGAAACACAUAAAGAAAACUCAAGAAAAGAAUGCGAAAUGCUCACGACCGGUUUCUGUUCCCAAUUUUAAUAAGUAUGUUAAAACAUUGGCAAAUGAGCGCGAAUUAACUAUGGAAUAUAACAACAUUGUUGAAUUAACUAAGCAAAAUGAUACUAAUUUACGUCGGGUAGAAACAGCCGCAGAGGAUUUAGAUGCUUGUUAUAUAAAUAGUCCUUUAGGUGACAAGGAGUAUAUUUUGGGCUUGGCUCCAACAACUUCAUUGCAAUACCAGUUUUGGAAGAUGAUUAUUGAUGAAAAAGUAGAAAACAUUGUUCUCUUUGCAAGUAUGGAGGAUAUUAAGAACGAAAAGUUUGCAAAAUACUGGCCUGACCACUGUUCAAAUAAAUCAGUUUCAUAUUCAGACGGUUGCUCAAAGAUUAAAAUCACAAUUUUGGCUGAUAAAAGAUCAUCCAGUUAUGAUAUGCACCAUUUCAAAAUUGAGCAAGCUAGUACUGUUGUGAAGACUCGUUUUUGGCACUUUACCAAUUGUGACAAAAGAGGAACAUCGAGGCAUCUGGACAGUUUUCUCUUAUUUCUACAAGGUCUACAGUUUAUUGAGCGCUCUUUACAACAUCCCAUCUUGGUGCAUUCUAUUUGCGGACUUAACGCUAGUACCGAUUUGUUUAUAUUGCUAGAUAUUUGUAUACGACAAGCAAAACAGGAUGGAGUUGUGGAUAUGUGCUAUCAAGUCCGAAAGCUCCGAACACAGCAACCAAACUGCAUUGCCACUGUGGAAGAGUAUUUGUUUGCGCACCAAUAUUUAGAUAAAUACUUCAGUCUGCCAUCAUAUGCUUAUGUAUAUGAUCACAAUCCCAUCAUUUAUUUUGCUAACAAGUAAGAACGUACUCGUAUAUGAAAUUUAACACAAGAAAUAAAAAUUAUUGCAGAGGCAUAUAGUAAAUCUGCAGUGACGCGCA
This is a messenger RNA of Dalotia coriaria, 1267 nucleotides long. Its product is annotated as receptor-type tyrosine-protein phosphatase mu-like. The record is from RefSeq and is a predicted model, not a curated record. The transcript has 4 exons. The coding region runs from base 310 to 1188 and encodes 292 amino acids. Gene Ontology annotation, biological process: protein dephosphorylation. NCBI's taxonomy places the organism in Eukaryota, Metazoa, Arthropoda, Insecta, Coleoptera, Staphylinidae. Gene Ontology annotation, molecular function: protein tyrosine phosphatase activity.